This is a messenger RNA of Athene cunicularia (burrowing owl), 7685 nucleotides long. RefSeq names its product zinc finger CCCH-type containing 12B (gene ZC3H12B). Gene Ontology annotation, cellular component: nucleus; cytoplasmic ribonucleoprotein granule. The transcript has 6 exons. The record is from RefSeq and is a predicted model, not a curated record. Lineage: Eukaryota; Metazoa; Chordata; Aves; Strigiformes; Strigidae. Gene Ontology annotation, molecular function: metal ion binding; RNA endonuclease activity; mRNA binding. The coding region runs from base 187 to 2700 and encodes 837 amino acids.
AUGAUUACAUUCAUCUUAACUGGAACUUCAUGUUGGUGUUGUUUAUGCCAGAACAUAGUAAGCAAGGCAAAUUAACUCCAGCCUCGUGUAAACUCUUAAUUGGCCAACACAAUGCAACUGAGCAUGAAUUCCAGGUGGCUUUGGAAAUGAAAGAGAACUGAGCUCUCUGGCUGGAAGCUGAACGUGAUGACAGCCUGGUCUAUGGUAGGGAAGCUGAAAAUGGAGAAGAGGCACUCCAGAGAAGACAGAAAUGUGGAACAAGAUGCUGGGGAAUGCAGUGCUGAAUCUGAGGAAUGGACGAGCUCAGAAAGUGAACCUGAGCAACCAUACUUGAGAAGCAGCUGUAGCAACACUCAGUGGAGAGAAAAGGAGGUUUCCACUAAACCACAUCGGCCACUCUGUCGGUCCCCUUGUUUGGAUCGCCCAAGUUUUUCACAGAGCAGUAUCACACAAGACGUGAAGCUAGACGAAUGCAAAACUAAUUUGGACAAGGAAUACCAAGCUAAAAUGGAUUUUGCUUUAAAGCUUGGGUACGCAGGAGAUCAGAUCCAGGCUGUACUGAAUAAAUUGGGAGCAGAUGCACUCAUCAAUGAUGUUCUGGCAGAGCUUGUGAGACUUGGCAACAAAAGUGAAUCAGAGGGACAAAGCAGUGCCAGCAGUACCACUAGUACUCUGGUGCCAAGAGGCCCUUGCCCAAAGGAAAUAGCAAGCCCUGAAUUGUCGCUUGAAGACGAAGUUGUUGAUAACAGUGAUAACUUAAGGCCAAUUGUCAUUGAUGGAAGCAACGUGGCUAUGAGCCAUGGGAAUAAAGAAGGAUUUUCCUGUCGGGGAAUUCAACUAGCUGUUGAUUGGUUCCUGGAAAAAGGACAUAAAGAUAUCACUGUGUUUGUACCUGCAUGGAGAAAAGAACAGUCUCGACCUGAUGCACCAAUUACAGAUCAAGAAAUCUUACGUAAAUUGGAGAAAGAAAAGAUUCUUGUUUUCACUCCAUCUCGAAGAGUUCAGGGAAGAAGAGUAGUUUGCUAUGAUGAUCGAUUCAUAGUAAAACUUGCUUUUGACUCAGAUGGCAUCAUUGUAUCAAACGACAACUAUCGGGAUCUUCAAAAUGAAAAACCAGAAUGGAAGAAGUUCAUAGAGGAGCGGCUGCUGAUGUAUUCUUUUGUGAAUGACAAAUUUAUGCCUCCUGAUGAUCCUUUAGGACGCCAUGGUCCAAGCCUUGAAAAUUUCUUAAGGAAAAGGCCAGUUAUUCCUGAACAUAAGAAACAACCGUGUCCUUAUGGUAAAAAGUGCACCUAUGGGCACAAAUGUAAAUAUUACCACCCAGAACGGGCAAACCAGCCUCAAAGGUCAGUAGCGGAUGAGCUUCGAAUAAGUGCCAAAUUAUCUGCUGUGAAAACUAUGAGUGAGGGAGCCUUGGCCAAAUGUGGCACAGGGCCAUCCAGCUCCAAAGGAGAAAUCAGUUCUGAAGUGAAACGCGUUGCCCCAAAACGUCAGUCAGAUCCAAGCAUUAGAGCAGUAGCUGUGGAGCCUGAGGAAAAGUUAUCAGUAGCCCGGAAGUCCGAGGCCAGCUCUGUCCCGUCUCUGGUUUCUGCAUUAAGUGUACCAACGCUCCCUCCACCAAAAAGCCAUGCAGCUGGUGCAUUAAAUACUCGUUCUGCAAGCAGUCCGGUGCCAGGUUCCUCACAGUUCAUGCAUCAGAAAUCCUCACUGGAACAUAUGUCCAGUGUGCAAUAUCCUCCUAUACUAGUCACCAAUAGCCAUGGCACCUCAGUUAGCUAUACCGACCAGUAUCCCAAAUAUGAAUCCUUGGGGGACCAUGGCUAUUAUUCCUUACUCAGUGAUUUCUCCAACUUGAGCAUAAGUAGUAUCCGUAACACAGAUUAUUAUGGGGCUGAUAUGGACCAGGGGAUGUAUUCUAGAAACUCAAGCCCCUGUCCUGACAGUUGCUUAAGCCAUACAAGUAAUGAUUCUUAUUCCUCUUACAAUGACUUGUAUCUGGGUGUAGCAGAUGCCAGUCCAGAAGACAAUGUGAAGAUGCACAGACUGCCAUCGCAAAAUCGUCUUCAGCCUUUUUCCCAUGGUUACCAUGAAGCCUUAAAUAGAGUUCAGAGUUACGGACCCGAAGAGCCUAAGCAAGCCCUUCGCAAACAGUCAGUUUCCCACUUAGGCCUACAUGCCCAGCAUCCAGUUGUUGGAGCACGGUCCAGUUGUCCAGGAGAAUACCCUGUGCCUCAAAAUGUUCAUCCGUCAACUGCACAACCAAGCCGUGCCUUGGUCAUGACAAGAAUGGACAGCAUUUCUGACUCACGGCUUUAUGAAAGUAACCCUACAAGGCAGAGAAGACCGCCUCUCUGCCGAGAGCAGCAUGCUAGUUGGGAUCCACUACCGUGUGCAUCAGACUCCUACACCUACCACUCGUAUCCACUGAGUAACAGCCUCAUGCAGCCAUGUUACGAGCCUGUAAUGGUGAGAAGCAUGCCUGAGAAGAUGGAGCAGCUCUGGAGGAAUCCCUGGAUUGGGAUAUGUGGUGAGCCACGGGAACCUCAUAUCAUCCCAGAACAUCAGUAUCAAACAUACAAGAACCUCUGCAAUAUUUUCCCUCCAAGCAUUGUCCUUUCUGUGAUGGAAAAGAAUCCCCACAUGACAGAUGCACAACAGCUGGCAGCUAUGAUUGUUGCCAAAUUAAGAACAGGGCGUUAAAGCAUUACAGCCUCUUUUGGAUAAAUGGAGCUAUAUAGUGUAUAGGACCUGGAGGAAAACUUAUGAUGAAGGAGGAAGGGGCCAAUCUAUUGUAAAUAUUUUCUACUAAGAUAGUAGAAAAUUCUGUACACAGUAGCAAUCAUAUAUAUAUAUAUAUGCGCUGAGGCACUAUAUAAGAGUUGAUUGUAUUGUAAAUUUUAAGAUUUUAAAUAUAGGGAUUUUUAAUAGUAUUUUAUAGGAAAUGCAUACCUUGCUGCAUGGAUAGCUCAUUAAGAACUACAAUAUGUCACGUUCAGUGUCUCAAAGCUGUUACUACAAAGUUAUUGUUAGCAAUUAUAUUGCAUGUAUUAGCGUACACUUCCAAUUUGCUUAUAAAUGCCUAAUCGGCCUUUAAAAGUAUGCUCUAUACACACGCAGGUGACUUUCAGGGUUUCAGCUUUGUCAUUUGACACUGCCUACUGGCAUAUUAAACACUGAAGGAUAAGUAAACUUGACAAAAAUUAAAAUACUCAGUUUGUAAAAGGAAGAACUGAUUUCAGCUUUUCAAUUUCAAUAUUUUUGUUGGUACUUAAAUUUCAGAACUGUUCCCCAAGAGUUUGAGUAUCUAUUACGUUGUCCAAUACACUGGCUCAAUCCAACAGAAGCCAAAUACUUUUAUUAAAUUAGGACCAAAACACUAAGGAGUGUGAAGGCGUGAGCGCCGUUCAAUAAACUAGAAGAAGUUUAACCGUAGCUUCUCUCUUCAGAAUUGCCUCUCAGCUGGGCAGUGAACAGCUGCUGGCCCAGAUGACUAGACAAGCUGCAAGUAAAUUGUCAGUUUUAUGUAAACUGGAUUACUCGAUCUGAAGCAGCACAAGCUGGAUGUUAACAUGGCAGUUCAUCAGCAAGUAACUACAGCCCUUCCUCUGGGGGCGAGGAUGGUGUUGGUGUGAGCCUAACGCGCAGGAUGGCUGCACAAGAUCAAGUCGAGGAGGGAGUGGAGGGGAAAGGCUGCUUCUUGAACAGAGAUGCUACGGUUUGGGUUUGUGGCAAAGCUGGCCCGGUUUUUGCUCUUCAGAUCCACGCAAAGGUGUGCAUUUGCCUCAUGAAGGCUUUUAGAGUUCCUGUUUCAACAGGUGAGAUAAUUUUGUGUGGCAUUGUUUGCGCAACUGAUACCUUGCUCAGGGUGGGAACUUUGUAGCUAAAUGUCUCCGAAAGAGGCGUUUAUUGUUUUUUAAGCUGCACUGACUGGACGCCCUUUUUUGAAUCCACUGUAUAUUGCAACAUUCCGAACCAUUACUAACUCGAUAAGUCUCGAGCUAGGACUUGUUGACUUCUACUGUAGUUUUUUUCAUGAAAGUUGAGAAGGCCUGGUUUAUGGCCUUUUGUUUCUUCAUGAGAAGGUGUGACACUGCCUAAAUGUUUCUUACUGUGAAACACACGGAACGUGAGGCUGCAGUCAGGGUUGUUUCUGGUGUUUUGAUAAUGGCUUGCAUGCUGCUUUCUAGUUAUCUGUUUGUCUGAGGAACAAAGUUAUAUAAUUUCCUCCACUUGUGUUACUGUAAUGGUUGGUUUGAUUCAGAAUAUCUUGUGGGCUCUUUAUCAUGUACAAAAUACGGUCCUGUCACAUAAAAAAAAAAAAACCAAACCAAACCAACAACAAACCACAAUUACAGGUGCAACUACAGUUAAUUUACUGAUAUUUGAUAGUUAUAUCAUUUCAGACAGGAUAAACAUUCUUGUGUAGGAUAGGUAACACAGAUAAUGACCAUGUCAUUAUGCAUUUAAAAUUAAUGAACUUGAAGAUGAUUCUGUAUUUACUUGGUGUUUAAAAAUAACAAGUUUUAAUUAGCUGGCUAUCACCUCUGUUAAUGGGGGGGGAAAAAGAUCUUCAGCCAUUUUGUAAUAGUUAGGGAAAAUAGAUUUAACUCUUGACCAGUUUUCAAAAACAUUUCUUACUAACCAGCAUUUUAUAUUUUUAAUUUGCAAUUAAUUCUUAUUCUCUUCUCUUGCAUGGAAUAAGCAGCUGAGAGCAAUGCCUCAAAUAACCAGAAAUGACCUUUUGUUUGUUGAUACAAAUUGUAUCUCUUUUUCUUGAUUGUAUAAAAACUGUGUAUAAAAAAAAAAAAAAAUCUCUAGAUUAACUUCAGUAUUACAUUUUCACCACAAUGUUUGUGACACCAUGUGUCACAGGGAAGUAGCCCAUGAAUAAUUAUGGAUCUUUUUUAUUUAAAAUGGGCACUCGUAGUUUAUAGACAAACAAGGACAACUUUUCAAAACCAGUUUAUUAUGUGCACAGAUACUGUGUGUACACCUCAAAGCAUCACAUGGUUAUCUUCAGUCUAUUUAUGAAGCAGAUACAUUCUUGCACUAAACUUUAUGUAAAAGUGUUGCUGUUAACUCAUCUGCAUGUGUUUAAAAUGUAACAAUAUAAUAGCUAUAGACCCUGCUUUAUUCUUAAUGGAUUAAUUUAUAAAUUAUUUAGGUAUAAAAUGAAGUUUAUUGUACACUCAUGUUUUCCAUCUUGCAUGGAAUUAAAUAUUUGUAUGUAGAAAAAUGUCUGUUCCCUUUUUCUCCAAUUAUAAAGAUAAGCUAUUUUAAGAGAGGCUUAGUAGGUGUUUUUGAUGUUUUCUAACAUGGAAAACUGAGCAGAAAUUUCUGUAUGAAGUGUUGGGUGGUUUAUGGAGAUAACUCAUUUUUGUAGGAUUUGUCUAGUCAUUUUAAUUUUCACUAACUUUUGUCUUACUGAUAGAACACUUCCUUUUUAAGCAACGGGAAUGCUGCGCCCAUGCAAACCCGGCAUACUAUUUCCCUAAGGCACUUUGAAGGCAAAUUGUCCUUUUUUUAAGAAGCUAUUAGCAUCUAUCAUGCACAGAGUUACAGAACAGGCAGUGUAGCCUUGUGGAAAUAAUUUGCAAAUUUUGUGCUUGUUUAGUCCUCAUUAGAGGUAAUAGAACUUUUGUAUGUGAUGUAGUCUUUCCUAAUCAACUACUUUAAGUGAUAAUUCACUCAUCCACAUCUGUUCUCAGAUAUGUUUUACAAGCCAAUUCAAAACACUGACAUGUUCAUCUUCAGCGCAUAAGCUUAUAUUUCUUCUUACAUGGAAGAGUCAAUCUUAUGAACACCUGAUCAUAACUGUCUAUACUGUAAAUAUAAGACUUUGUAUAAAUGCUCUUUUUGAGAGCAUGGUAUUUAAAUGUUUUUAAAACUGUAAGAGAACAGUUCUAGAAACUAUAUUUUAAUAAAAUCCAUGAAAUUACAAUUCUAGAAGAGAAAAAAAGUGGGCAGGUUAAAUCCUGGCCCCCUGCAAUCAGCAGGAGUUAAGCAGUAGACGUUAGUGCUUUACUGGGGCCAGAGCAUUCUCUGGGAGUUCCAAUUUAAUGAUCUUUCAUCUUUAGCUAUAUUGCUUUCACAUAACUUGUCACUUAAAAGUAUAUAACAAAUUCAUGAAUCAAAAAAUCAAAUGUUUUAUGGGAUGUCAGUCUAAGUUAUUUAAUGUUUUUUGUAAGAAUUACAUGUUAGUAAGAUAUUAAAUUGUACAUAUAGAUGAUUUCACUAUUGUUAGUCCUGUUGUUGUACUGAGCUGCAGUCGGUGGCUUUAUUCAUUUGUAGAAUUAAACAUUACUGUUUAAUUGUUGUAAACUUUUAUAAAUCUCUUUGGGUUUUUUUGGUUGACCCAAAUAUAAUGUAAGUCUUAAUGACAAAAUGAGUGAAAAUGGAUGUUAAACCAGUAUGUGGUAUUCGUAAAUCUCUGUAGUAAUAAGCGUGCACUGCUCUAGCUGCUGCUGCAUGUAAUUCAUUCACUAGCAUGAGUCUGUUUAGCUUUUGUAAAAAUGCUUUAACUGUAAACUUAAAAUAGAAGGUGUGGGUGUGGUUGCUUAGAACAAGCAGAAGGAUCCUCAUUAAAAAAACCCAAACAAAACAAAACCAUCUAUGUAGGUGAGUUCCCCCCUACAUACUUUUAAUGCCAGUUUGCCUCAAAUUGUGGAUUUUGGCAUUUUUCAACUCAGAAUGUGCAAAGAAAUUGUCCAGAUAAUUCAGUUAAAAAACACUUGGCGACAGUAUGUAUACCAAACCACAAACAGGAACAUUUCAAGGAAUGCAUUUUGACUACCGCAGUUUUUAAAACUCCAUGCUAAAGAGAAGGAAAUGCAUAAUUUCUGUGAGACUUUGCUCCACAGACUUGAAAUAUCAAUUUGACUUGCCUGAAGCAUUAGCACUGCAGGGCUCAGAUCGCUGGAUCUGUCACUGUUAUUUCUGUGGCGAGUCCUCAGCUUUAGUACUCGUACACGCCCAGGGCCUGUCUGUGUGACACAGCCCUCACUAACUCUAUUGCAACCUUUAAACUGGAAAAAUACAAGUGCACCAUCACUUCAGUUAUUCUCAUGCCAGUGGUGGGUUAGCUUUCGGAGAGCCAUUAUACAAUAGCUAUGAUUUUGGUCUGUGGUAUUUGAAGUUUGUAAAUGUAUUAAAAGAAUGGAGAGAAGAAUCUAAAAGAAAUAUAGGCUACUACAUACCUGUUCCCCCCCACACUCUAUGUAAAAGGUUUGCACAAUUAUUUAAUAACAUGAAACAUGUUCUACUUUAUAUAUAUAAAAAAAUUUGCUUAUUUAAUAAAACUGAGAGCCAUUGGAUUAUUUGUUUCUAGCUUUUUAUUUUGUAACUCUUUAGGCAAGAGCCCCCAAAAGAUGUUUUGUCCAAAACAACUUGUAGUCUGUCCAAAUUAUUUCUCAGUAGUUUUAGCUGAUUUACUGAAAAAUACCCAGAUUUUGAAAUCAUACAUAAUUUUCCAUCUGUGCUUAAAUCUGUGAAGGAACAGGAAAAAGUUUUACUUUUCUUUAACAAGCAGAUGAAGAAGUCCUGCUGUCUUGUCAUAACAACACCCUCUGUCAAGCUCUGUGUUACACAGAUUUUCUUUUGCUAUUUAAACACUCAUUUCCCUUACUAGGGGGGAGGCGAUAGUGUCAUUUAUUACCACUGCUUUAAACUGUUGGGGGUGGGGUGGG